UCGCGCCGAUGAUGGAGCUCAAGGCCGUGUGGGGAAAGACGGCGGAUCUGUCCACGUGGGUGGCGACCAAUCCGUGCGCCACGUGGCAGCUCGUGCAGUGCUGGACGAACGGCUACAUCCGUCGCAUGGAGAUGAGUUACCAGGAGCUCUUCGCCACGCUGCCCUCCGCCAUCGGCGCGCUUACCCAGAUGGAGGAAUUCUUCGCGGUGAAGAAUUGGAUCUAUGGCGACAUACCCGACUCCUUCAGCAACCUCGUCAAACUCAAGAACCUGCAGCUGUAUCAGAACUUUCUCAACGGCACCAUCCCAGCUUCCAUGGGCCGCAUGACCAGCCUGUAUCAGCUGCAUCUGAACCUCAACUACCUCACGGGAGGCAUACCAGACACCUUCUCCAACCUCGUCAACAUGCAGAAAUUCUAUGUACCCAGCAAUCUGCUCAACUCCACUUUCCCCACCGUAGUCUGCACCAUGACCAACCUGCGCCAGCUACGCCUGAGCGCCAAUCGCUUCACAGGGCCCGUGUCAAGCUGCCUCGGCCGGCUCAAGAACCUCAACUACAUGUACAUCGACACGAACAAGUUUGACGGCGUGCUGCCAUCCAGCAUCGGCACCAUCAUGCCGCUCACCAACCUCUUCAUCAAUCAGAACAGCUUCAUCGGUCCACUCCCCAUCACCCUCACGCGUCUCACCAACCUCAACAUCCUCUUCAUGAGCAGCAACCCCAAUCUGCAAAGCACUCUGCCGGCCAACCUGGGCAACAUGAAGAGCCUUACCGACCUGGUGUCUGAGUUUGCCCCUCUCAACGGCACCAUCCCUGCAACCAUCUCCAAGCUCACCAAACUCUCACGCAUUCUGUUGGACAACGGUCAGCUCACGGGCACCAUCCCGGACGGCAUCAGCCGUCUCAAAGAGCUCACCGUGCUCUACCUGGAGAGCAACGAUCUCUCUGGCUCCUUCCCUCGAGGCAUCCUCUCUCUGCCCAAACUAAACCUUCUCAACCUACACGACAACAUGCUGUCCGGUCCACUGCCAACUGGCUUCAAGAACGGCACCAUCCUGUCAGCCGGCCAAUACAACCUGCACCACAACUUCUUCUACCCCCCAUCCCCCCCCUCCGCUUUUCCUCGCAGCAACCUACACGACAACAUGCUGUCCGGUCCACUGCCAACCGGCUUCAAGAACGGCACCAUCCUUUCAGCCGGCCAAUACAACCUGCACCACAACUUCUUCUACCCCCCAUCCCCCCCCUCCGCUUUUCCUCGCAGCAACCUACACGACAACAUGCUGUCUGGUCCACUGCCAACUGGCUUCAAGAACGGCACCAUCCUGUCAGCCGGCCAAUACAACCUGCACCACAACUUCUUCUACCCCCCAUCCCCCCCCUCCGCUUUUCCUCGCAGCAACCUACACGACAACAUGCUGUCUGGUCCACUGCCAACCGGCUUCAAGAACGGCACCAUCCUGUCAGCCGGCCAAUACAACCUGCACCACAACUUCUUCUACGGUCCUGCCUCUGUCACUGCCGGCGGCGUCACCUCCUGCCCUCAAGACCAGACCCGCCGAGGCAUCUUCUACCAGUCUUCCAUUGCAUACAACUGCCUCACAUACCCCACCACCUCCGCGUGCUACCAGGCCGGGAGGGUGCAGACCCAGGUUGCUGCCAGCACGUGCAAGAGGUUUUGCAACGCAGGGGAGAACCCGUGCGGGGGGCACGGGGCAUGCUGGUUUGCCAAGGGGGUGGACCCGAACUGUUUGUGUGACGCAGGGUAUGUUCAGACAGCUGACAAGCAGUCCUGCGUGAAGAAACCCAAGGGGCGGAAGAGGAAGUGA
This is a messenger RNA of Closterium sp. Naga37s-1, 1829 nucleotides long. The record is from the annotation of a GenBank genome assembly. Lineage: Eukaryota; Viridiplantae; Streptophyta; Zygnematophyceae; Desmidiales; Closteriaceae.